Molecule: messenger RNA, 1331 nt
Organism: Eupeodes corollae
Lineage: Eukaryota; Metazoa; Arthropoda; Insecta; Diptera; Syrphidae
Gene: Naa80
Product: N-alpha-acetyltransferase 80
Exons: 3
Coding region: 430-972 (180 amino acids)
Biological process (GO): protein acetylation
Cellular component (GO): cytoplasm
Molecular function (GO): N-acetyltransferase activity; acetyl-CoA binding
Source: RefSeq, a predicted model, not a curated record
UUUAAAUUUUGCCUUUUCGUUUUCGUCUUUUCGAUUAAUUUUCGUUGUUGUUCUUCUUCUGCACUGUGUAAUUUUUCAAUUCUCAUUAUUUUUUUUCAUAAUAAUUUCUAAAUUUAGAAAACCAAAACACACGAUAUCAGCUCUUGAGUUCUGAUUGGUAUCUUUUCUUUGUUUUGUCGAACGAAAACUUUUCAAAAUAUUAAUAAUAAUACAACAAAAAAAAAGUACGCCAAAUUGUUGCUCCGUGAAAUUGUUUUGAACGACGAAGACUCCCAAACAAAAAUUGGAGGUUUCAGUUCUGUAUUCUCAUUCCGUCGUGGCGUACCUAGAGACGAACGUUCAAAAAUUAUGAUUAUGUAAAAAAAUAUAAACAAAAUAUAAACUGAAAAAAAGAACCGAUAUCUUGAACAAAUAUUUACCUUACCUGAUAUGAAAUACAGACACAGAAAUCCGGAACCAUACUAUGAGGGACUUCCACCGUUCAAUGUCUCUGGCAGCCCCUUCAAUGUCGUCCCAAUUCACAGGUAUCCAGAACUCAUGCAAGAAUGCUGCAAUCUUAUAAACUCGGAAUGGCCACGAAGUGAUACGGCCCGAAUGCGUUCACUUGUGGCAUCCUGCGACACAUUGCCAGUUAGUUUAGUCCUAACUACUGAUAAUUUAUGCCGUGUAAUUGCUCAUUGUAAAUUGAGUGCGAUACCAAGCAAGAAAUUGGCCUGCUUUGUAGAAUCCGUUGUGGUUGACAAAAUGUACCGAGGCAGAGGUCUUGGAAAACUAAUUAUGAAAUGCGCUGAAGAUUAUUGUCGAAGUGUGCUGGAAUUAAAAGCCAUAUACUUAUCAACAAUCGAUCAAGAGGGAUUUUACGAAAGAAUUGGCUAUGAAUUUUGUGCACCUGUUUCGAUGUAUGGCCCGCGUCACUGUGAACUGCCUAGUUUGGAAAAUGCUAAAAAGAAAUAUAUGAAAAAGAUUCUAUAAAACAUAGAGUACCAGUUACAGUUUGGUGGGGAAACAAACAAGAAAACAAAGAAAAACUUAUGCUAUUCCAUUAUGAUUUUAUUAAGUUGAAAUGUUUUAUGGAAAAGAGAUCACUUUAUUUUUUGUUGAUUCUUUGCACAUAUUGCUGGCGUUAAGUGAAAAAAAAAGAAAAAAAUGUAGCACUAUCUUUAAGUGAUCUUUUGAUCUUUUUGUUGACAAAAAAAACGCAAAAUAAGAGAUAAAACCUCCACAUUAUAAAUAUUUUUAAGUAAAUUAUUUUUCUAUUAAACUUAAUGUGUGUAUGUAAUUAUUAUUUUUUUUUAUAAUUUGUUUUGCAUAAAAUAUUGUUUUUGAAAAUU